CCUCAGUCACACACAGUCCUCGGCAGUCAGAGAGCGGGCUCCAGAGACAUGUAGCAGUGAAAGCCCCUGGUGCUGCAGUUGUCGGUGUCAGCUGCGCUGUGUCUGGUUGUCGGCAGGCGGGGGAGGGGGCAGGAUGACGGGGGUCGUCGCCCCCUGGAGGUGGUUGCUCGCCCUGUGUCUGAGGCUGCUCUUUCUUGUGCCCGCAGGAGUGCCGGUGCGGAGCGGGGACACAAGCUUCCCCAAAGCCAUGGACAACGUGACGGUGCGGCAGGGGGACAGCGCCAUCCUCAGGUGCAUGCUGGACAACAGAGUGACCCGAGUGGCCUGGCUGAAUCGUAGCUCCAUUUUAUACACCGGCAAUGACAAGUGGUCCAUAGACCCCCGUGUGGUACUUCUGGCGAACACCAAAGUCCAGUACAGCAUUGAGAUCCAGAAUGUGGGCAUUUAUGACGAGGGACCUUAUAUCUGCUCCCUGCAGACAGACAAUCACCCCAAAACCUCCCGGGUGCACCUCAUUGUACAAGUUCCACCCCAAAUCCUAAACAUCUCUACAAACAUUACAGUCAAUGAGGGGAGCACUGUGACCCUCCGGUGUCUGGCCACUGGCAGGCCUGAACCAGCAGUGACGUGGAAACAUUAUUCUGGAAAAUCGCAUAGGUUUGUGAGUGACGAUGAAUAUUUGGAAAUUACUGGAAUCACCCGAGAACAGUCAGGUCAAUAUGAAUGCAGCGCAGCCAACGAGGUGGCAGCUCCUGCGGUCCGGCGUGUUACAGUCACAGUCAACUAUCCUCCUUAUAUCUCUGAUACCAGAAACACAGGGGCAUCAGUUGGACAUAAGGGAACCCUUCGAUGCUCUGCCCUGGCUGUUCCCCUAGCUGAAUUCCAAUGGUAUAAAGAAGACACCAGGUUAUCCAAUGGACUGGAUGGGGUGAGAAUUGAGAACAAAGACCACAUGUCCAUCCUGACUUUCUUUAACGUAUCUGAAAAGGACUAUGGCAACUACACAUGUGUGGCAUCAAAUAAACUGGGGAACAGCAAUGCCAGUGUCAUCCUGUACGGUCCCGGCGCUGUGCAAAACAGGAGCAGCUCAGCCUCUACUACUCUGGCCGCCACCUGCCUCUGGUGCUCCAUUCUAUAUUCCCUCACUGCAUUUUGAUGACGCAGUAUAGCGUGGAGGUGGGGACUGUGGAGAGACAUCUGGAAACUACAGACGCAAUAGUCAUCAUCUCCUACCCCACAGGAGAGACUACUCCCACAACAUUUUGGGUGACGCUUCAACCCUUUCUCAUCCUCCCUCGGGUUACUUCAUGAGAUUGGAGUGGAUCGCUAGUCUUUAUGCACCUCAACAAGUCUAGUGCUCAAUCCCAGAUGCCCGGGGGAGCUGAAGCUGGUUUCUUGUGUUGGUGUCUUUGUAAAUCCCUGUGUGAUGCUCUGCAGGCAUGUAAGGAUAAGAAAGGGUUCAGUGGGAGGAUAGUUAACUAAAGGUCUGUGACCACCACAGCAUCGAUGGAACAGGCAUCUCCCUCCACUGGUGUCUGUGGCUCUAGGAUACAACCACUUUUUGCCCUGGAACCUACACAGGACACAUGGAGGAGCUGGGUUACUGGACUACAGGAAAAACUCAGGCUCUGGCAAGAGGAUUUAAGUAAAUGAACGUACACUGGGGAACUUGGAUGUGACGCUAACAGAUAAUGGACAUGUCUCCUGUAAUAAGAAAACUGACCGUAACGCAAAUAAUCCGCCAGUGCAGCCACCUAUUCCAGCGCUACACACUUCCUUAUCUAGUCCAUGGCUCCUCCUCUCUGUCUGUAAUUCAGCCUCAGCACCCUCCUCUGCCUCACAAUCCACCCCAGUACAGUACGUCUGUCUGGUAGUAUCUGCAGUGAUUCAAUACACUUAAGAGUUUUUCUUUCAUUGUGCAGUGCAAUAAAUAUUACAUACGAAGCCUAGCGACUGGAGAAGAUGAGCCUCAUGGGUCAUGAUCAGAUAUAGCAGAAGGCACACUUUUAACUAUUGAUGGUUAUUGUAUCAAGCACAUACAGCAUUAAUUUAGGGUCUUGUGUAAGGAGAGUGUGUGGUUAUGUUCACGUGUCGUAAGAGUGGCCCAAGGAGCAUUGGAGGUUAUUGUCAGAGUUUCACUUGUUAAUUUACAGCCAAGCCACCCGCCCUUUAGAUCCCACCAUUGACCCACUGUUUAAGAACUGUAAGUAAAAUUGUGUCCGCUCAGCGGCAGAGCAUUGAGGCCAGGCUCUAUCUUACAAUUGAUGUACAUCCCGCACUGUCUGGAGCAGCCGCCGGGAAAUGCAGUGCUCUGUCCCAGUUAAAUGUCAUUGCAGCAAUAGUCUGAUUCGAUGGAGGAGCACGUUUGGUGUAUUGUGAAGAAAGUAAGUUUGGAAUCUUUUCAUUUGGCUCUUUUAAACUGUAGGAGGCUGGUGUGUCAGAUCCGUGCUAGUCAAUGCAGACACAGCUAGAUCGCUGCAUGUUACACAGCGUUUGUAAACUUUUCUAGGCAAGGAAAGUCAGAUGGUUGUAAUCCUGUGAUGUGUCAAUAAAGUCUGAUAUUUGUA
Bufo bufo (common toad) is the source of this 2567-nucleotide messenger RNA. RefSeq names its product opioid-binding protein/cell adhesion molecule homolog. Bases 134 to 1156 code for a protein of 340 amino acids. NCBI's taxonomy places the organism in Eukaryota, Metazoa, Chordata, Amphibia, Anura, Bufonidae. The record is from RefSeq and is a predicted model, not a curated record. Gene Ontology annotation, cellular component: neuron projection. The transcript is spliced from 7 exons.